AUGCAGCAAGCCAAGGCCGCUGGGAUAGACGCCUUCGCGCUUAACAUCGGCAUAGACGGCUUUACAGGUACACAACUUGAUUUUGCAUACGAGUCUGCCCAUUCCAAUGGCAUGAGCGUCUUUAUCUCCUUCGACUUCAACUGGUACUCAACGUCAAACACUUCAGGCAUAGCAGACACGAUUGGCACUUAUGCAGGCUAUCCAGCGCAGCUCUUGAUUGACAGCAAGGUCUUUGUCUCUUCUUUCUCUGGAGAUGGCUUGGACCUUGCUGGCGUCCAAUCUGACUUGACAGCCCACGAGAUCUUCUGGGCGCCCAACUUCCAGCCAAAUAACAUUGCCUCCGCUGAUGCGCUCUUCAACUGGAUGGCAUGGCCGAAUAAUGGCGACAACAAAGCUCCAGACGCUGGUAAUAACUUGACAGUCUCUGAAGGCGACACAAGCUAUACAACCGCUCUUAAAGGGAAACCCUACGUUGCACGAAUGACUAUGGCGAAUCUCAUUACGUCGGACCUCUCUCAUCUCCUCACAUCGACGACGGGAACUCGAAGUGGACAAACGACAUGUGAGACUCUGCAUCAUAUCGCUGUGCCGAGGGUUCGAAUUGACUUGGACUUUAGGCCCCACGAUGGUUUUCUUCAAAUGGCCAAACCUUACAUUGCUGCUUUCCACGCCGGGUCCAAGACUGUAGAUAGCCACAUCGAGUCUGACCAGCUAAUUUACUGGUAUCGCCCUACCCUCAAGUCUGCCUCUUGUGGCUCCACGGACAACUGCGAACAGCCGUGGCCUAGUCCCACACCCAAUCCCAACUACUUCACUGGCAAGCCCAACGGCUAUGAUACCAUGGAGGAUUCUGUCUUCGUCAUUGCUCUCCUGACUUCCCCUGGAAGUGUUACCGUAACUUCUGGCGCCAAUGGGCCCGAGACAUUCGGUGCUCCGGCAGGCGCUAGCUCCUGGCAGGUGGGCAUGGGAACGGGCAAACAGUCAUUCUCCCUGACUCGUAAUGGGCAGACAAUUCUUAGCGGGGACAGUCUGAAAGACAUCAUUAGCGAUUGUGUUUGCGGAAUUUACAACUUUAACGCCUAUGUCGGAACGCUGCCAGCUGGAGCGUCGGACCCGCUCUCAGCAGAUGGCUUGAGAAGCUUCACCAACAGUCUGUCCGCCACAUGCCAGCCAACGCCUUCUCUUGGCACCGCAACAGGAGCGGGGACAGGGGUUGUUGCUGUCCCUACUGCUGUUGGCACUAAUUCUUCGGCUUUAUCAAUGAUUGGCGGUACUGGAAACUCUACAUCAUCAGGCAGUGGUGGUCCCCAACCCUCAGCAGUCAGAAUCGCAGUAUCACCUCUUCAAGGCUCUGGCGCGACAUCCUCAUCCGCCGUAGCAGGAGCACCGGCAACAACAUCGCAGACUCCUACAACCACGUCAUCGACCACCGCAGCAAUUAUGGGUAGUGGAAGCAAAACAAUAACAGCGCUGAGUCAGCUGUUCCCAACGAAUUGUAUGCAUGCUGGCUUUGUGUGGGGAGGACCUCCAGGCUCAGAUCCUGCUGCAUGGUGUAAUGGUGGAUGA
Messenger RNA from Letharia lupina, 1566 nucleotides. RefSeq lists its product as uncharacterized. The record is from RefSeq and is a predicted model, not a curated record. Bases 1 to 1566 code for a protein of 521 amino acids. NCBI's taxonomy places the organism in Eukaryota, Fungi, Ascomycota, Lecanoromycetes, Lecanorales, Parmeliaceae. The transcript has 2 exons. Gene Ontology annotation, molecular function: glucan endo-1,3-alpha-glucosidase activity.